UGCCAGUCCAAUCCAACACACUCGCUUCCACUGCGAGUUUCCCGCCGUGCACCCAUUUCCAUUCCCAUCUCUUGCAUCUCCCCGAGCAAGCACAUUCCAUCAACCUCUCGGUUCUCCGACACGGGCCUCUUCCUGUCGCAAUCGGGUCACAUGCAACACCCGGAGCCCAGCAGCGACGGGCCUAGUUGGCAGCUCUGCAGUCAAUUGUCGGGCUGCCGGGCGGACAGCAGCCACGAGCACAUGCUUGGUUUCCCUCUUGGUAACCAAAGUACCGUCUCGUCCAGGCCCGACUCCCGCCAGGGCUGAGGCGCCGGGAACACCGAACACCCCCAUGAAGACGUGGGCCGCCCGAUUCGAAUCCCAGACCGACCUACCGAAAUGACAGAGAACGAACCCCCCGCCCUCGCUGCACACGACGAUGGCCGAGGCACCAGAAGCCGCCGCAUCAUGGGCAAGCUCUUUGGCCGCGACCGCGACCGCAAGGCAGCCCGCGACGACGGCGACCUGGACGACUUCUUGCACGGAUCGACCGACAAGCUGCAGGCUGCCCAUCCGGGCCCGCCCGCGCUCACCAAGAUUGACACCAGGACCGCCUCCCGAUAUCCCAACGCCCACGAGGUGGGCACGGUCGCCGCCGAGCCCCAGCGGGCGGAAUACCCCGUGCGGCCGCGCGACCCGGCAAAGAGAGCAAAGAAGGACGUCGCCGUGCAUUUCACAAACGAAGAACCGGAAGUCAUUGGCGAUGGCGGUGACGAGUGUGACGUCCCCACCAUCGAGGUGUCGAAACGAAAGAAACUGAGACCCAAACCGAGCCCUUCUGCCGCACCAUCCCAGCCCGCUAGCUUCGGAGGCAGCCCCCAGAACCCGUUCGCAGACCCGUCGGACCACACAGCCGCGAUAGAGGCACAGCUCCGCCGGGGGCUGCGGCGCACCCAGACCGGGCUGCCAGCCGACCCCGACGCCCCAGGCUCGGGACUGUCACCGGGCCCGAAUUCGGGCGGCCGGUUUUUGGGUGCUCCCGCCGGCCCUCAUGACGAGAGGCGGAAGUCAUUCAUCGAGAUACAGCAAGCCCAGAUGCGGGAGGCCGAAGGUCGAGCCUUCGCAAACGCCGUCCGGGCGGCGUCGGGAGACCGGUCCCGACAACAACACCAGCGGAUGAAUUCCUCGUCCGCCUCGCUCGACCAGGAGCCCGAGUCUCCCGUGACCCCCUCGCCGGACUCGAUGCAACCCUCCCAGCUCCAAUCACCCGCGACCUUCACCAAACAACCUCCUCCGAUUCCAGCCAAGGCACAACGCCCGCAGUUACCUCCGAUGCAACCCCCUCCGCCGCCCGAGCCCCGAGACUCCCCGCCCUCGCAGAACGCCUAUACUCCGACAAGCCAACACUCGGACUCGCCAGAGCUUGUAAAGAGAGCACAGAAGGUCGAGAACAGCCCCGCAACCCUCUAUUCGGCAGCAUCGUCAAGUUUCCACCAUCCGUUCGCUUCAUCGAGACAAGGGACCAAGAUCGCGGAGAGGGACUACGCCUCGCCCACGCAGCAGCAGGCGGCGGCGGCGGCGGCGGCGACGAGCCUUCAGGACGUCGUGGCGGCCGCGUCGGAGGACGCUAUGAAUGCGUUCGUGACACGCACCCGCCAUCUGUUCGAGCUGUUCCGCCUGCACGCCGAGAGCGUCCGGCCGCUUGUCUCAUCUACUCCCCAGCAGCUCGCGCGGGCUUCCCUAUGGUGGUUCCUGACUGGCCGGACGGCGUUGGAGGUCGCCAUCCGAGAUCGCCCUUCCACCCCGGAAUCGCAGAUGAAGAACGAUAUGGCGAAGCAGCAGGCAUACGCCGACUUGGCCAAGAGUUACUGGCUCCUGGAGGAGGCGAUGCCGGAAGUGGUCCGGAGCGGGCGGAGCCCACCCGACAAGGAGGCCGACAGUGUCCGAUCCACGAUCGGUUCGAGCCUUCGCAAACUGGCCGGGUCCAUGAAGCGGAACGGUUUCCUCCCGCCCGAAGAAGCAUUCCUCCCCCAGACGGUCGACAGGACCGUCUGGAUCGACUACCCGCCAUUGUCGCAGGACAUUACCUCUCUGCUUUGCGGUUCCAACUCGGCCCUGGCACAGAGUCACGCCACCUCUGGAAUGACUAUACUGGAGUCGCUGCCGCUGGCCGAUUCGGCGACCACUUUCUGCUUUACCCGCUUCAAGGUAGACGCGUUCCUGAUGGAGCAAGGCAGAGAGUCGCGGCGUCUUUACCUCCCGUGCUUCCUGUCCAUCACCAGGCCGCAGACACAGCCGGACAUUGUCUUCAUCCUCGCCAGUCAGAACGGGUCGGUCCAGCUCCGGAUAUCGGGGAACAAAAACACCGGCCCGGUCUGGGACGAGGUCCGCUGGCAUAACGAGAACUGCAACUUCGAAGUGAGGCUGCCCCGAGGCUUCCUACUCCUGGUACAGUGCGCGCAGCAGGCAUAUUCCACGCUGCGGAGCAUGUAUGAUUUCAGCGCAAAGGUGCACUCCAGCCUCUACCCGAGGCAGGACGAGAGCUGCAUCUUCAGGUCCACACUCCGGGCGUUCCAAUACAUCGACAACGACCCGCAGUCCAGGCAGUUCCCCAAGGAAUCGACGCCCAAUUGCGAGGUCGCCCUGUUCGAGCGUCUGUUCAGGGAGGGGGCGGCUACCGGUCCUCGAACCUAUCACAAGGGCUACCGGAUCGCGGUCGUCACCGGGCCGCGGACCAAGACGUUGAGCGGCGUCAACCAGGUGUACUCCCCCCAAACACCGAUCCGGUUCGGGUUCCUGCGUAGCGAGACCAACGAUCCCGCUCUCUCGCUCAAGUUCGACAACGGCCGGUUCAAGGGGAACAUGGUGAUGUCCUUUGCCGACGAGGCCGAGAGGUUGCGGAUGCACAGCUUACUCAUAGGGACCGCUCUGGAUCGGGGCGAGAGCGUCUCUGGCGAAGCGGCCCUCCAGGGCGUCUGGUUCUCGGAGAGGUUCGGCGACGCCCGGGACAAGGGCCUGAUGGCCCUCUCCACGUUGACGUGGAACAAAGUUAGGGUGAUCAACUACGACAACGACGGCGACAACAACCCUUCGUGCGUGCUCGCCGAUAGGCUACGCGUCGUCUACGAGUUCCGAGACGGCACGCUCACCGACCGCAUCAACGUCGCCCCGGGCGAGCUCAAGAUCCGUCUCGAUGUGCAGAAUCCCAGCUGCCUCAUGGUGUUCCGCCAGCCCCAGUCCGAUAUGACGGUCGCCGUGACCGAGGCCAACUCGUCCCGCAGCCUCUCGGCCGGUCUCGCCAUGGCGCUGGAGACUCUCCGGCAGUCCCCCACCAUCCGCACCUUCAUGUUCCCCAACCUCAACGACCUGCACACGUUCGAGACCGCCAUCACCGGCUUCAAGAUCCUCUUCGACGGCACCGCCUCGGCCUUCGCCAUCUCGCGCCGCCGCAUGGUCGUGCCCAUCCACAAGAAGUGGGAGGCCGGGGCGACGCGCAUCCAGGUGGUGCAGCAGGACGGCGUGUCGCAGCUGCUGGCCUUCUUCGAGGACUUCAGCCACGGCCAGUGCAUGGGCUUCCACCUCAAGGGCACCGACGUGUUCGAGGCCUUCAGCCGGAGCGGCAAGGCCGGCCUCAAGAUCGACGACGCCAAGUUCCCGCUGCCCAAGACGCUCGCGCCGGACGCGGACGGCGCACAGCAGGCGGCCGAUGCCGCGUUCCUGUGCCUCGAUCUACCCGAGCUGCCGGGAGAACAUGACGACAUCUCGAUUCUGUUUGAUAGUGAAGAGGAACGCGACAAGCUCAUUGCUUGCCUUCCCGCGCCAGUCAAUAGGCCGCGGUUGCCAAAGCUCAAGGGGAUGUCAUGAGUGAGACCUUGAAUAAGGGGGGAUAUUACGCAGCAGGGAACAGAGGCCCACAGUCACUUAUAUAGUACGCCGUGGGUUAUUUGUUUUUCUUUAUGUAACCCGCGUCGAUAGCACGAGGCACCUACUGGAAUGUACCUUGUGUUUUGUCUACCAUGAUUUGAGCGGGAUGUUGUCGGCGAGACGCCGAUGGGACGGGAGAAAUACCAUGUAUGGGUUGAUAGAAUUUACCCUUUGGUAGGAGCCAACGAUAACUUUGAUAAACCGUGUGUAAAUGACUAUCUAUCUUUGCCGACGGCAGUCGUGUUACAGAAGGAUAAUCAGGAAUUUGGAUUCCCCAACUUUGGCAUGCUCCCGCACUAACGCCUCAACUCCAAUGCAAGAAACCUCCGGUAUAGUUCAUUUUGGAUCCGCUCGAUGCCCACAUAUAUAGAGACGUGACCUCUCUCUCUCCCCGGACACACAACAAGACCUCUUCUUCUUGUGCUGCCUGCCGCGGGACCCUUGGCGCGCCAGACCUGCCACUGUUGAAAGCGCGCUCCUAAUCUAAUACCGUCUCCUGGUCGGUUCCGGGCUCGGCGACCUCGUGGGGCUGCGCGAGCGCGGCUUCAUCUUGAGCCACUUCUUGGUGGACAGCUCGAGCUCCCUCUCGAGCUCCGGGCUGGGGUUCUUGCGGUGGAUGAAGUUGCAGAAGCCGCCGCGGACGCAGCCCUCGCCGCUGUUGAGGCGGCAGCAGGCCUCGCGGAAGUCGGUGACGGGGCUGAGCUCGCAGUAGAUGGGGCGGGCGGCGUACCAGCGCGAGUUGAGGUCGUCGCACGCCCGCUGCGCGCUGUCCUCGUACUUGAAGCGGGCGUAGACGUUGCCGAUCAGGUGGUCGUUGUUGUUGUCGCACACGACGAGCUCCUCGAGCUCGCCGUACUUGCACAUCUCGCACCAUAUGUCCUCGUAGAAGGCGUCGAAGUGGUUCUGCAGCUGCGACGCGUUCAUCCGGUUCUUGGGGUCGAACGCCGGGUUCUGGUACAGGUUCGGCAUCAGGAUCGUCUGGCUGUACGACGGCUUGACGUGCUUGCGGCUGCAGCGGUCGCCGUGCCGGCAGGCGCCGAUCUUGUAGUAGAAUGAGCAGUUGACCUUGUCCUGCUCGGUGCCGAAGAUGGAGGCGAGGAAGUUGGCCAUGGUCGGCGGUCGGAGCUCCGGUGGGGAGAUGGAGAUGGAGUGUGUGUCGAAGAUAACUCGUCGGCAAAGGAAUUUGCUUCGCGUUGGCUGUCGAGAGGAAAGAAAAAAAAGGAAAACUGGAGAUUGAUUUGGGCAAUAAAAUGAUUGCUUUUGUGGCUUCGCGUGGUCGAUCGACCGAGUCGUAACUCCGUCCUGCGUGUGUAGUUG
Molecule: messenger RNA, 5220 nt
Organism: Thermothelomyces thermophilus ATCC 42464
Lineage: Eukaryota; Fungi; Ascomycota; Sordariomycetes; Sordariales; Chaetomiaceae
Exons: 2
Coding region: 379-3843 (1154 amino acids)
Source: RefSeq, a predicted model, not a curated record